Stereum hirsutum FP-91666 SS1 is the source of this 3309-nucleotide messenger RNA. RefSeq lists its product as uncharacterized. The coding region runs from base 1 to 3309 and encodes 1102 amino acids. The transcript is spliced from 28 exons. Gene Ontology annotation, molecular function: DNA translocase activity; ATP-dependent chromatin remodeler activity; ATP binding. Lineage: Eukaryota; Fungi; Basidiomycota; Agaricomycetes; Russulales; Stereaceae. Gene Ontology annotation, cellular component: nucleus. The record is from RefSeq and is a predicted model, not a curated record. Gene Ontology annotation, biological process: reciprocal meiotic recombination; double-strand break repair via homologous recombination.
AUGCCCCCGUUUCUUCCUCCGUCUACCUCUGGAGUAUACGUUGGCCAGAAACGCAACAGCGAUGGCAUAGCCUCGGAGUACCCACGUUCGAAGAGGCAUGCAACCGAUAAUGUCGCAACGGCUGCUCCACAUGCAGGGGCAGCGCAUGGUAGCGGUGAACGGUAUUGGAAUGUUCAAUGGAGAGUUCCGCAAGCUCGGAAGCAUAAGACAUGGGAAGGCGAUGGAGUAUUGUUGGUCAAUGGGACAACCGGAUCCCUCUUCGACUCUGACGGCAAAUUGUGCGCAUGGAGUACCAAAUCAGAACCUCUCACUGACGGCAGCGAGUUCCCCUUCGGCAACAAGGACAUUCUCAUCGAUUGUCCUCUUUCGCGUGCAGAAUUUCUUUCUGGACGAUGCUUUGGGCGCAACACCGCCGUCUUCUCUGCUGUUGAGGAAAUGCAAAAGCCCCGCACUUCUGAGAAGAAAUUCGUCCCCUUCAAGCCUUCUUCUAAGGCUUCAAGCUCCGAGGAUAAAGCUUUGGAGUCUUACUGGGCCGUGAACUGGCGAAAGCACCAGCAGAAGAAGCACAAGACCUGGGACGGGGAUGCCUGGCUCGUCCACCGAGGGGAUAAACUUACAUUGAUAUCAGAAAGUGGCAAGAUCCUCGGUUCCAAGACCUGGGAAGGCGGCAAGCCAAGUCGUGGCUACCAAACUCAUAUUGGUGGUCGUGAGAUACAAAUCGACAACGAGGUCAAGCGAUCAAGCAUCCCAUCUAUCACCGGCACGUCACCUGAAUCCCAGAACGACGAUGUGGAAUUUGUGGAUCCUUCUACGACCCCCAGAAAGGCCUCGUUCCUUGCGAAAGCACAAGCUGACCAGCCAACGCGCUCGCCGAUCCGGAAUUCACCGUCGUCUGUCCAGAAAUAUGUACCUCCCAAAUCGUUCUAUGGAACGCUCCCACCGAAACUGAAACCUAAGGGACCUCUGCAUGAUCCUGAUGCUGAAGGGGCCGUUGUGAUGAAGGCGCCAACAGAGGAACACAUGACGAAAUACAACAAGAAGUACUCCCUUCCAAAUUCCCCCGUCGUUCCCGUCGUCAUCGAUCCCGUUCUGGCUCGUCGUCUACGGCCACACCAGGUCGAAGGCGUCAAGUUCAUGUAUGAGUCUGUUAUGGGCCUACGUAAACAUGAAGGGAACGGUUGCAUUCUUGCAGACGAAAUGUUCACUAUUCGUUGGCCGUUGACAUCUACGCCACUAGAGCAAAAUCCCUACAUUGAUAGGGGUCCUGUCGUGGGCAAGGUCCUCAUCGUUUGUCCUGUGACCCUCAUCAACAAUUGGAAGAACGAGUUUCACAAGUGGCUAGGGAGAGACAGAGUUGGAAUCUUCGUGGGAGACAAGGAUAAAAGUGCCAUCAAACAGUUUAUCAACUCGAAAAUCCACCAUGUUCUCAUUGUGGGUUACGAGCGCCUACGAAGUGUUAUGUACGCCCCCAUUUUGCCACCAAUCGGGCUCAUUAUUGCGGAUGAAGGACAUCGGCUCAAAUCAGCGGACAACAAGACUUCCAAAAUGUUUGAAGCCUUGAAGACGCCAAGGAGAGUGAUUUUGUCUGGAACGCCAGUGCAGAACUCUCUUCGUGAAUAUUUUGCCAUGGCGGACUUCUGCAACCCUGGGCUACUAGAUGACUAUAACACCUUCCGGCGCGUCUAUGAGACCCCUAUCUUGCGUAGUAGGACGCCAGGUUGCACCAAGAAGGAACAGGAGCUUGGUGAAGCUCGGUCGGCCCAGUUGCAAGCUAUUUCCCGCAGCUUCGUCCUUCGGAGAGAGGCUGGGAUUCUGAAGAAUUAUCUACCCCCGAAACGUAAGUACUGUAUUUAUGAGCGUCGGCAACCGAGACUGAGGCAUUCGGCGAUCCUUUUAGAUGAAUAUAUUGUUUUCGUGACGCCGACGCUGUUACAACUUUCCAUCUUCUCCAAAAUUCUCAACCCGGACAAACUGGACAAUAUCAUCCAGAGCUCGACCGCCGAGUCUCUAGCCCUUAUCAACAUGCUCACCAAGAUCAGUAACAGCCCCAUCCUCCUCAAGGCUGUAGCCGACAAGGCGAAGGCUAAGGCGAAAGGCGAAGGCAACAUAGCCAAAACUUCCGCCGUGGAAGAGGCCGUCAAACUGCUUCCCAAUGGGGCACAAGUCCACGAUGUGUCAUUGAGUGGUAACUUCGAUAAUACCAUGCUUAACGAUCCCCCUCAGCGAACGGACGAGAAGUGUAUUGUUGUCUCCCACUAUACGUCCACGUUGAACAUCUUGGAAGAGUUCUGCAAGAAGAAGUCUUACACUUUCCUGCGGCUAGAUGGUCAAACCCCAGCAGGAAAGCGGCAAGAACUUGUUAACACCUUCAACAAGUCGUCACAAGAGCGCUGCUUCAUGUUCCUUCUGAGUUCCAAAGCAGGGGGCGUAGGCCUCAACCUCAUCGGUGCUUCGAGACUAUGCCUCAUCGACUCGGACUGGAACCCGAGUCACGACCUUCAAUCGAUGGCGAGAAUCCACCGAGAUGGCCAACGGCGUGAAGUGUUCAUAUAUCGCUUCAUGACUGCGGGGACCAUCGAUGAAAAGAUUUUCCAGCGUCAGACGACGAAACUUGGUCUGAGCACGCUUAUCGGCAAUACCAAGUCGGAAUCUAAGUCAGAUUCAUUCACCCCGAAGGAAUUACGAGAUAUUUUCACUAUCCAUCCGCACACAUCCUGCCACACGCAUGAGCUCCUUGAUUGUCCAUGCGACCAAUCCGACAACAUCGAUCCCUUCGAACGUUCGAUGUCCGACGGGGGCGGUGAGGUCUCUGGAGUUCCAAAGGGUUUCGUGAACGCAUCCCAGGUGAAGCCUGAAGAGGUGCCACUUAUCGACAAGGCCUACAAGAAGAAGAAGAAAGCAGAGCUCGCCGCGCUCGGUGAAUGGACUCACAUCAACUGUUUACGCCCAGACGCGAUAACCAAGAUCCAAGACGAGCUGCUGAGGACGCUUAUAUUUUCGCCGAAACCUUUACCAGGCUCGGCUUCGACUUCGAACCCUCCGACUGGAGGUACAACCAGUAGGAUCGAUUCCCUCCUAGCCGCCGUCGACAUCGACAAUGUCGCCCAGUUGGAUCUCGCGGCUUUGACGGUUGAUGAUGUUCCUGGUGGUACUUUGUCCUUCCUCUUUGAAAAGAACUCCAAGGUAGAUGAGGAAGACGAGGAGGCUGUUCCAGACAGUAGUACGGGCGAGGAAGGCGAGGACGAAGACGAUGACGAGGCUGCUGCGAACAGUGUGGAUGAAGAAGAGGAAGAAGAAGACGUGGAGUAG